Amoebophrya sp. A120 is the source of this 2664-nucleotide messenger RNA. The record is from the annotation of a GenBank genome assembly. NCBI's taxonomy places the organism in Eukaryota, Dinophyceae, Syndiniales, Amoebophryaceae.
UAUUAACAACAUAGGCAGUCAACAAGAAUAAAAGGUUGUUCUUGAUGCAACGGUUUUCUCGCCCUCGAACAGUCGUCUCUUGCAGGUCUCCUUCUUUUUGAGGGGUUCGCUGUUGAUCAAUAACAUUAUCUUCGUAACAAGAACUAUGCCGAGACUUUCACCCAAGCUUGAAAAUUUUUUUCAUCCGAAGUUAAUAUAUUGAGCUUGAAUGAAGUUGAACUAUCAAUCACGCACAUGGUUUUAUUCGACUAGUGGUAGCGACGAAAGAACGCAACGUGCGAGCUACUUGGGCGGCUCCUCCGGAGGCGAGCCGCGGGCUAGAUAACCACCACUUCCUCGCGGAGUGCGUCUCUUCUCCCGACGGUGCGGUGGACACAUACGCUACGACACCUUCCUCCCCAUCCUCUUUGCAGUGCCAUCGGUUUUCCAGAUCCAGACUCUACCAUCACCAACUUUGUGCCGAUUUCCAUCUUCUCAGACACAGGCGGGCUUACGCCCUUACUCAGAUUUCAGGCUGCUAUUAUAUAGUUUGCACUUCCAAUAGGGAGGCGUCUCUCACUGCUCUUUAUCAUUGCAGCGUGAUCUGUAUGCUGAUGGAAAUGCAUCACAAAUGCGGUUCUCCGGGCGCGACGAUGAAGAUCUUCGAUGAAGUGACUGCUCUACCCGGAAGGGAAAAAAAAUUAGUUCUAAAAAAUUUAGCUUAUGCGAUCAACAGGCUCGAAGAUUCGUCUUCGGAAGUCAAUUUCAGCACGCCUUUCAUUAAGUCCCCUAGGGUCUGGUCUUCUAAUCCAGGCGGUAGAAAACAUUUCGUGCUUGGCUUCUAAACGAGUUUUCUUGCCUCUCGGCGGUAGUCCGUCUAAUAAAUAGUCCCAAUUACUAGGUGGCGCCGCUUGUGGCUGUCACGAGGUGGCUCGCACCUCCCCGGAGUGAGAGAGGGUUCGUUACCGGGUUUCAGUACCUUCCGUCUGGCCUGGGCUCCUGGUGGCUGCUUCCACCGUCGGGGAGCAUAAAAACACUAAACAUAAGUCAUUGGCCACUGGGUCUCUGUGACGCCGUGCCUGCGCGCACCAUCAGAAGUGCGUUGGUGCCAAUCGUGUUUCCACGUGUGCCAUCAGAAGUGCACCGAAUCACGAGGGUACUACUACUACUACUACAUUUAUUUUGUAGCCUAUCUAUGCAGUUGUAGUUCUUGUUCUCCCCCAGCCAUCCUGGCAAGAAGUGAGUAAAAUGUCCGCCGAAGCCACCAGUUCGAACAACAAUUGGCUCUACGCCAUUUUCCUCUCCCUCUGCGGGUCCUUUUUGACAAAUCUGGGGCUGGUCCUGCAGAAAUGGAGCCUCUUGAACCGCGAAGGAAAUAACGCGGUACCAAGCCGUGCGGCACCGGAUGAAGUAGCGAAAAAUGCACAAGGAAAUAUUAAGAACACGGACUUACAUGGCAAAGCAGAUAGCGUUCUCGAACAGGACUUGAAGCGGCAGGCGAGCAGCAUUCUGAAACAGCCGGUAUGGCUCCUUGGUUUGGCGAUUUUUCUUUCCGGCCAGGGCCUGCACGGAGUCGCGUUUGCCAUCGGACCGCAGUCGAUCUUGGGGGCGCUGGCACCGUUUUCUCUCCUGACCAACUUCGUCCUCGCGCCGUGCAUUUUAGGGGAAACACUGGUAUUGAUACUGCAUAAUUUCAUGAUGUUCCACCUGUUUUGCCUGCUCGUUUGGCUUCAUCACUGAGUGAUGCUUGUCGCGUGCUACAUCCCUUCUCAACGCGGACAGCACUUCUUACGUGAACACCACACCAUGAUAAUCUAUCAGAUCCGCCUCCAUUUCUUCGUCGCUGUCUUCCUAAUUUCCGCCACCGCGCUGAUCUCGCUGCACAGUAUUGAGCCACCGGAUGAACACGCGCGCAACGUGGACGCGACGCAGCUGGCGGAGAAUUUCCUACACCCCCUCUUCCUCAGUCUCUUUCUCGCCUGCGUCGUGUUGAUUGCAACCGUUGGUGUGCGGGUGUUUCGAGAGGUUCUCAACAAGGAAAGUGGUCGUGUGCAGCCGCAGGCUGCUACGGUAGUGGGGGAGGAGAAGUUCUCGCCACCGGUUGUAACAGUGCUUGUUCCUGUGGAAAAGAAUAUCAGUGAACAAAACGCGACGCAGCAGGAUUUAGGAACGCCUGAGCACGUGACAACAUUGGGCCUGCCAGCGUCGGCCAUGCGGAUCAAGAGCAAAGGCGAAGUAGAGGACUACACGCCGGACAAAGUAGUUUUACGAAGCACUUGCGAUUUCCUAGGCGGAGUCGCGACGGCGUACACCUCCCCGGACCACUGGGUUGCGAAUUCUUUCAGAACAAGGACCACAGCACACGCAGCCAGGGCGGAAGAAAGUUAUCUCGGCGGAGGUUCUACAUCUACUAGCAUGUUGGCAGAGCUGCAUGACGAGAAAGACAACAGCAGUUCAAAGACAGCUGCAGUACAACACAAACAUCACAGCAGCUCGUCCAAUUUCCUGACAAGAAAUUUUCAUGCUUCACACGGGGGAAAAGAACUGAACAGCCACUGCUCGUGGUACAUGAAAAGUAUCGUGGAGACAGUUCCAGUGGAAGCAGUACGCGCUCGGGCGCAUCGUUGUUGUCAGAUACAGAAGAUGCGGAGGAAAACUACCACCAGGAAGGCAAUAGACAAGUAG